GUUUCCAAAGGGGAAGCAGGAAGUUCCCAAAAGGAAGCAGGAAGUUCCCAACAGGAAGCAGGAAGUUCCCAACAGGAAGCAGAUGAUGUGAUCCUCUAGCAGCAAACAUGUUGCCAUUUUUCACUAAUCCUGCUUGACAUUAGUCUCGAAUUUAGGCUCAACUUCCUGGAUUAGAGGCAAAGGGCUGCAGAGAAGAACUGGACCGGAUCACAGGAGGUUCUGGAGAGUUUUGAUGGACCUGAAUAGCCCAGACUGACUGACUGACUGGCUGAUUCGUUCUGUUUCUCAGCCUGGAAGUCUCUGUUGCCUAGCAACUGUUCCAGACGGAUGGAGGCGACUGCGGUUUCCAGCAGACAUGGACACCGAGCAGCUCUGAACCGGGUCUCACUCUCUCGACUGCUGCGAUUCAUCAGACCUCAGCUGAUCGGGAAGCUUGGAGGAAGAGGAGGGAGAAAAGGAAGAGGAGUCUGUGAGGACUAAGAAGAGUUCCUGGCAGGAAACGGUUAAAUGUUGCGUCUUGCGGCUCCGCUCUGUAUUCCCAUCAUGAGCGGCGAGCGUCAGAAGCAUCGAGUGACGUCAGUCGGCAUCGCAGGCAGAGCGGACACUGAGGGGGAAAUAUAGGACAUCGAGGAAGAGGAGGAGGAAGAGGACUGCAGUAAUCCAGAGAGAAGCAGAAAGAAGCAGCUCUUCAUCAGUUUUCUCGAGGCCCCUGCAGGAUGAAGGAGGUACUGCGUCUGUCUCUGUGUAGAGCCUGACCUGACCCCUGACCUCCUCUGCAACACUCUGCACCGUCAGAAGCGGCUCCUCCUGCAUCGGUCGCAUCAUGGACGGCUUCCGGCUGCCGCCCGUCAUCGAGGAGGUGCUGGACCCCUCUGAUGAGCUGUGUGAGCUGAAGGAGGACAAACCCAGCAGGCUGGCCGAUACCCUGACGGCCAAGGAGAGGGAGUCCAUGGAGGAGAAGGAGGAGCCUGAGGGAGACGGAGAGAAGGGCCAGCAGGAGGACGAGAUGGAAGUGAAGGAAAGGGAGUCUGAAGAUGACGAUCAGGGAGAGGAGGAGGAGCUGGAGGAGCUUAGAGCUCAGGUGCUGCAACUUCUCCUGGAGCUGGAUGAGACUCGAGAGGUUUCUCAGCGACAUGAGGAGAGCUUCAUGGAGAUGCAAGGUCUGCUAGAUGAGGAGCGGCUGGCGAGCGCCCAUCAGGCGGAGAGCUUCACCCGGCAGAUCCAGAGGCUGCAAGCUCAGCUUCGGUCGGCGGAGGAGGACAUGAGCAGCCUGGAGGAGGAGAAGGAGAGCGAGCUGGUGGAGGUCCAGCAGGAGCUGCACUCGGCUCAAGAGGAGGUGCUGGUGCUGCAGCAGGCGGCCGAGGAGGCGGCGGCAGAGAGGGAGAACGACAUCGCCUCCCUGCAGGAGGAGCUCUGCCGCCUGCGGGUGGAGCUGCAGCGCCUGCACGCCACGGUGGACGAGUACGAGCUGGAGGUCACCUCGCUGAGAGCCGAGCUGAGCAUGAAGAGCCGCCGCACAGCCCGGUCAGGUGAUGUGACUCAGCUGCAGGAAGAGUUCAUUUCUCUGACCAGUGAGCGUCAGACUCUGAGCAGCAACAACACGGAGUUGAUCAACAAGUUGCAGCAACAGCAGCAGCAGCAGCAACGAGACAUGUGCGGCGACUCGUACCUGGAAGUCAGAGCUGAGGGCCAAACUGAGGACGACGAUCAGCUAAAGGCGGAUUCCUACAUCACUCUGUCCCAGUCCAGACCCGAACUGCAGAGUCUGGACUCGUCAGCAGUCCAGGAUGAAAUCAGGACCUUGAAGGUCCAGCUGAGAAUGGCAGAGGAGUUGGCUCUCAAGGUCCAGCUGGAGUGUGAAGGUCUGAAGAAGGAGCUGGAGGAGCUGCAGCAGCUGCAUGAAGGCAGCCAGCGGGAGCGAGCAGCUCUGCAGCUGCAGCUGCAGAGCUGCAAGGCGGAGCUGCAGGAGCUGCUGGGACAAAAGUUGCAGAAAAGCGACUCUGAAGGCUGGAACAUGGCGGUGGCGGCGGUCGCUGUGGCGGCCAUUUUGGUUCUGGUUGUCCCCAGUUUUACCAGGGCCUGAGGUCUAACAGGAAGUGACCUCAUGGCAUGCUGUAGGAACCCGAUGGCUUGCUCUCAUCCAUCCUUGAUGUCUCCAUGAUGCAACACUGCACAGACGUCAACCAGUCGGUUGUUCCUGCAGGUCAGCAGGUCACUCAGCUCUGGGCUUUGCAGAUCCACCACCAUGAUCCACUUUUAUUCCACAGCUGGCGUUAGAGCAGCGUGUUAGAUGUGUGAACUGACUGAGAACUCCUGCAGAAAAAUAUCAUGAUGUUAGAACGGUGGGACGCCUUUGAAAAUGUAAUUAAUUAGAGGCUUUUUAAAAUAGUCAUGAUUUUAUCAAAAACUAAAUCUGACACAAGAAGCAAAGUUUCAAAGUUUAUCGGUUAACGUGAAGCUUGUCUGAUGACCGACUGAGUGCAAACUGGAAGGUUGAGGUAAAUGUCAGCUGAGCGGAAAACGUUCCCGUCCUCAAACACGCAUCAGAACUUCAACCAAACUCUUCCUAUAAUUUUAAACAAUCAUUUAAUAAUAAUAACUUGAACUAUAAUGACAUGCAGAUUUUUCACAGAAAACUUGCUAAGGUUGGUUGUUUAAAUGUCAAGUUUCAGGUCAAACUUUUCCUCUUUCUGCAGAUUGAAUUCCUCCAGAAAGCAUCAAACCCAGAUGUUGUCAAAUGUUCUCCUCUCCCUCCAGUUAGUUCAUCCCAAAGAAGAGCAACCUGUCCACACGUUGGCAACUUUCUGGAAACUCUCAUGUUUCAAUCUUCUGCAAAUUGCAAAUCAAGCCAACAGUUCUCUCCAGCAUCCACCAGGGGGCGGUGCAACUUCCUCUGCUGCCGUGUUUGCUGGAGAAGAAUCUUCUGUUUGGUUCUGAUUGGUUCUGAUGGGAAGUGUUUAGGCGCUGAAUCCAUCGGUGAUGUGAGGGAAAGUCUUUCCGCUGAGCAUCAGAGCCGAUAAAUGAAUGAUUUCUUACUGACAUUCCAGACACAUCACUUGUAUUUAGCUCUUUAUUAUCUCUUCCUGAACUAAAGUAACACUUUGCACAUACUGAGAAGAGACAACUAGAAACUGUAGCGAGGAGAACUUUAACGUUUCCUUCAUCCUUUGACUCUGCUGCAGUUUGCUUGAUACUUCUUGUGUUUUUAUCUAAUGACUGAUGUUAUUGACCAGCAAGAAAAGAUCUGAUGCAGUCAGCUUUAUUUUCUCAAAGUGACAAAACUUACAUUUCUGUUUGUAGUCGUGCAGCAGCCAAUGUAGCAGUGAACCGUGGAGCUUAUUUAACUGAUUACACUGUGGUAAUACCAAAGUUGCUUUAAAAGUUCUGAUAUUUUAGCACAGAUUUGUGUAAGAGACUGUUCACAGGAUUCAGUUCAAUAAAGCUUUGUUUAUUUUGAUGAUGGAGGAAAACUGGCUGGAAAAGUAGCUCUGAUUUAAUUCAGCUCCAAAAUAAUCAUUUAAAUGAAAUGAAAUGCACACUACAGAAGUCCAACAGAACCAGAGCAGAACCCGGUUCUUAAUCGACUUGUUGAACCUCUGCUGGUCCCGGUCCUGGUUCUGCUCCUGGUCCUAGUCCAGAUGAACACUGGGGGUUCUAUAAUCCUCUGCUGUGAUGGAAGCUGUGAUGGAAGCAGGGUUUGACCUUUGACCUUUCUCCUGAACUCUUGUUGGCAGUCAGGAUGAUUGUCCACCAGCUUUGAUCCUCCUGACAGCUGCAGAGUAAUCUGAGUAUUUCUGGAGAUGACAGGAGUCGGACUGCUGGACCUUCAUGAUGUAGGUCGUCAUGGCAACAGGCCUACAGUCGUUGAGCGCAGAAUAAGGCGGGAUGUCUUCCACAACACUGGAACAAUCCAUCCAUCUGAUGUUCCUUCCUGAUUGUCUCAUUUGGUUCCUCUGCAGCUGUUCUGUGUCGUCCGUCUCGUCCCUAAAGGCUCUUUGGUUCCUUCUGGCCCCUGCUGACCCAGGGUUUGUUAUUCUCCCUGCUCUGGUGGCGAUGCUGCCGUCCACACAGAGGUUCAUAUCAGUCAUGUCGUCUCCAUGAGGCUGGCAGAGAGCGAUCCGAUCAGUAGCCUCAAAACAAGCCAGCAGGGUUUCUUCAGCUUCCUGUGAUUGUCUUCUUUAGAGGUAGCCCCUGAACAACGGCUUUAUACUCCCAGCAGAGAAAAAUAACAUUGUGAUCUUCUGAUUUUUAAAGGGGAGGUUUUCCAGUGUGGAUGUUUGCAAACCUGACAUUCACAACAAAUCCAGAAUUUGUUGCUGAGGAAACAUUUUGUUUUAUAUAAGAGCUGAUUGAGCAUUAAAAUGUUGGAAUGUAGCGAAGAGUGAGACCAAAUUUAGAUCAACAGAUAUUGUCACAAACACGUUGGUGUUGUGUCUGUAGCUAAGCAACAACUGAACUGACGACUUCAUUUGCAGCUGAUGGUGGAACAGAAACAGCUGCAAAGUAACACUGAUGAAAACUGUCCUGGUUCAUAAUAUGGAUAAAAACUCUGCUAGCAGUUCAGAAUAUGAUGAGAGAAUAGUUUCCAUGUCCUGCACCGUAUGUGAAACUAACAUCCCAGUUCAGACGGGAUGAAUGAGGAAAACUUUCCCUGUUGUAAAAUGUUGAUUCUCUUUCAGCAGCAGCUGCACAAUGAUGUCAGUAGAAAUCCUGGAUUUAAUGAAGAAAACCAGCUCAGAAUGACAGAAGAUGUUUAUUUGUUCAGUUAUUUGUUUUUUAAAACAUGAGGCGACAUCUCAAUGUUCCCCACAUUCAGAAAUCAUUUCAAAUAAAUUCUAAUAUGAUUUAAUGUAGUGCAUAAAAAUGUUGCAGGGUUCUUUAGCUAUUAGAAUAAUCCACACUUACUGGAUGGAAAACCCAAAAUGAAGCUUGGCUGCUUUUCCAGACACAAACAUCCAGAUUAGAUUUUCUCUGUAGGUUUUAACAUUUUGUCAGGUUCUCGUCUGUUUUUCCGUAUUUCUGUAAGUUUAUGAUUGUAUUUGACUGGAGACCAAAAUAUAUAGAGAGUAAAAUGAAACGGGUCCUGAUCGGUGGAGACGUAGUGCCUUGGAUCAAGAAGGUUCUGGGUUCAUCUGAACUGGAUGUGUCUGGUUAUCGGACCCGCCAGGAUGAGCGAGAGAACCGAACCUUUCAUGAACCAGCUGUAAAGAUAUCUAGAAAACUGAACGUCUGAAAAGCUGCAGGAAAAGUGAAGAUCUGCUGAAUGGGAGCAGCUGGAGGUGAACCGGGUCACAGAACCGGGUCACUGCAGCUUUUCUAGACUUUCUGUAAAAUUCCUGGCAUGUCGGCCAGCAGAGACCAACAUGAACAUUUGACAAACGGUGUAAUUUCUUCAGUUUUUGACAGAAGAGUCUGACGGUGAAAUAAACUCAGACCUGCACACCAACGUUGCCGUAACUUUCAAGUUUUAGUUUUUUGAGGUUUCCAAUUUGUUGGGAUUAUUUUGAGUUGUGUCUCUGGAGGUCAAAGGUCAACAGUCUAGAAGGAAUGAGCUGUAGUUGUUUGUCAUUCUGCAUGCGACGCUACGAACAUUAAUAACCUGCAUGGUUCUGAUCCGGAAGUUCAGCUCAGAUGUUUGUUCUGUAAUUUUCUGCACAAAUAAAAAUGUUUUAUGUCUCAAAGCAGAA
Molecule: messenger RNA, 5687 nt
Organism: Poecilia reticulata (guppy)
Lineage: Eukaryota; Metazoa; Chordata; Actinopteri; Cyprinodontiformes; Poeciliidae
Product: coiled-coil domain-containing protein 136
Biological process (GO): single fertilization; acrosome assembly
Cellular component (GO): acrosomal membrane
Source: RefSeq, a predicted model, not a curated record